Molecule: messenger RNA, 5770 nt
Organism: Acanthochromis polyacanthus (spiny chromis)
Lineage: Eukaryota; Metazoa; Chordata; Actinopteri; Pomacentridae
Gene: pigt
Product: phosphatidylinositol glycan anchor biosynthesis, class T
Exons: 11
Coding region: 37-1956 (639 amino acids)
Biological process (GO): attachment of GPI anchor to protein
Cellular component (GO): GPI-anchor transamidase complex
Source: RefSeq, a predicted model, not a curated record
AACGCGGAAGUGAGCUGCCGCCGCCUUAGGAGAGAAAUGGCUGCCUACAGGUGCAGCAGCCCGGUGUGGCUGUUUAUUCUCUGUAGUUUUUCUGUGUUUAUUAUCGCAGGCAGUGAAGAAACGCCCGUAGCUCAAGAGCAACAUGCCAAUGUGCCGGAUAAUCCGCAAACAGCCGCCGAAACAGCGGAACAAACGGAGAAGGAGACCGGAGGAGCGGAGGAGAGGCGGUGGGAAGGAACCGAGGUUAGAGAUGCUGCAACCCAGAAACAAGCCGAACCUGUGGUCCUCCAGUCAACACCGCGGCCCAAAGACGACUUUCAGGAGGAGCUGGUGGUCAGACCGCUGCACUCCGGAGAUAUUUAUGCCAGCUUCCAGUUCCGCACCCUGUGGGAGACGGACUUCAUGAGAGGAAACAAAGUCUCCCACUACCGGCUGUUUCCCAAAUCUCUGGGUCAGGUCAUCUCCAAGUUCUCAGUGCGAGAGCUGCACAUCUCCUUCACUCAGGGCUACUGGAGGACCAUGCAGUGGGGGCAGCCUUAUCUACCGUCACCUCCGGGGGCCGAGCUCUGGGUUUGGUUCCAGGACUCAGUCACAGAUGUGGACGCCACGUGGAAGGAGCUGACCAACGUUUUGUCGGGCAUCUUCUGCGCUUCGCUGAACUUCAUUGACUCCACUAACACCGUUCAGCCCAGUGCCUCCUUCAAACCCCUGGGAAUAGGAAACGUGACAGACCAUCGCUUCCUUCGCUAUGCCACCCUCCCACGUGAAAUUGUUUGCACUGAGAAUUUGACACCCUGGAAGAAACUCCUGCCAUGUGGAUCCAAGGCUGGUCUCGCUGUCCUGCUGAAGUCAGAGAAGCUCUUCCACAGCAGUUUUCAUUCCCAGGCGGUGCACAUCAGGCCUGUGUGUCAGGACUGGCAAUGCAAAACCACAUCCUGGGAGCUGAGACAGACUCUAAAUGUAGUGUUUGACCUGCACAACUCUGGACAAGGCAAACGAGAGUGGUCUUUAUUCAAGAUGUUCUCGAGGACCCUGACGGAAGCUUGUCCGCUGGCCUCCUCCAGUAAAAUAUAUAUCGACAUCACAGACAACCCCGAGGGGGAGCACUUUGAGCUCAGUCCGGCCACCUCCCUGCUGAGCCAGGCCAUGGUGCUGGGGGAUAGACGGACCUUCUCUGUGUAUGAUCUGACCCAACAAGACACCUUCGGCAGCGUGCGCUCCCUCAACCUGCUGAUCCGCUGGAAAUCCACUGAAGGCGACAUGCUGCGGCCUUUGCUCCAUGCAGAGCGCUACGUGGCCGGAUACGGACUGCAGACGGGAGAGAUUCACACGCUCAUGUACAACAACCACCCCUACAGGUCUUUCCCUGUGCUGCUGCUGGACUCGGUGCCCUGGUAUCUGCGACUCUACAUCCACACGCUGACCGUCACCAGCAAGGGAAAAGACAACAAGCCCAGCUACAUCCACUACCAGCCAUCUAAGGACCGUGUGAGGCCUCACCUGCUGGAGAUGCUCGUCCAGCUUCCUCCCAACUCCGUCACGGAGGUCACAGUUCAGUUUGAGAGGGCUCUGCUCAAAUGGACCGAAUACACUCCUGAUCCCAACCACGGCUUCUAUGUCGGGUCUUCAGUCAUCAGCUCUCUUGUACCGAGCACUGUCGCCAUGGAUACAAACAGCACUCAGGAACGACCGCUUUUCAGUAGCUUUUUUCCCUGUAAAGAAGAGUCCAGCUACUUUGUUCGCGUCUACACCGAACCCCUGCUGGUCAACCUGCCCACUCCAGACUUCAGCAUGCCUUACAACGUCAUCUGUCUGACCUGCACUGUCGUGGCCGUGGGCUACGGCUCGCUGUAUAACCUCCUGACCCGGAGCUUCCAGAUAGAGGAGCCCAGUCCAGGACUGGCCAAGAGGAUAGCCAACGUCAUCCGCAAGAUGAGAGGCGUGCCGCCGCUCUGAAGCUGGACAGAAAUGCCAAGUGGCUGCGAGAAAACAUGUAAGAUUCAGGGAAGAACUCAGUCAAGCACUGGUAUGAAUGUUUUAUACACUGUCAGCUGGAAGGUUUUGUUUUUAAAUGGAAGAAGACAAAAAUCUGUUGAACACUAACCUGGAUAGUUUCCUGCUGGCUGAGGACAGAAAUUUGGUGGCUGGGAAGUAAAGAGCUUUAUUAUUGUUUGACACGCAGAAGGAAACAAAGCUGUGUGGUGUGCUACUGUGGCAACUUUUGGGUUUGUAGUUUUUUUUAUGCGUUUCAAACCAUAACUCCAUUACAUCAUGAUACAGCUGUUCAAUCUGCUACUAUGAAGACAUGGUGGUAAAACUAGUCAAUUAUCCUGAGAAUGAUUUAAACUGCACUAUGAAGACUCUGGGCUCGUCCAGAAAGAGGAUUGUCUGGGGUCUCAAGUUGCAUUCUGACCUGUUAUUUGUUGCUAUCUCCCUACCAAGGAGAAAAUACGAUAAAAUUACGCAAAGUCAGAGUGGCUUUACAGUUUUCUAUUCACACCGCAGCUAUUUCAGGAUAUUAAAGAAUUCUGAAAUACUGAGUUUCUCACAGCUCAUCAGUAAUUAAAAAAAAAAAGUGAUCCAGAACUAUUUGAUCUUUAUUUUAACCCUCAUGUUGUCCUGCCGGUCAAAAUUGGCCCGUUUUAAAGUUUGAUAAUGUGGGGAAAAAAUAUAUAUAUUCACAGUGAAACUUCUGAUGUCCACAUUUUUAACAUUUUUGGAAAAUCUUUGGACAUUUUUGGUGGAAAAAAGAAAUGUUAAAAAUGUUUCUUAAGAACAUUCAACAAAAAAUCAACCAAAAUCCAGCGAAAUUCACCGGAUUUUGGUUGAUUAUUUUGUGAAUGUUCUUAAAGAAAAUAUUAGAAGUUUUACUGAUAUAUAUGUAAUCACUUUAGAUAUUUUUGGGAUUUUUUUGGGAAGAUUUUUAACAUUUUUUGAAAAUAUUUACAAGACAUUUGGGGAUUUUUUUAAGGGAAACUUUUAAGGAAUUAUUGGAAUUUUCUUCCUGAAGGUUUUGCAAAUUUUCAGAAAUCUGAAGAAUUUUUUUCUGAUUUUUUGGAUUUUUUUCAGAUAAGGAAACUAUAUUUUUUGAUGCCCAUAAAUGAGGACAACAGGAGGGUUAAUCCUGAUGGGGUUUUACUGUCUCACAUUUGUUUUAUACCAGUUUUAAGAUAUGAAACGAGAACAAACAUCUACUAAUGUACUGAAAAGAGACAAAACUGGGCUUGCAUUUGAACAGACUUCAUCAUAUAUUAAGCAAGAACAAACUUUGACAUUUGGCAGUUUGUCAGAUGCCAAAAAUAUCAGGAUGUCCUGCUACGGUCAGUCAGAUUUUGAAUUAUCAAGUCAGCGUGCUUUUCUGGGCGUCCUGACCCGCGAUCCUCUGCAGUUAUGUCACACGUUGCAGCAUUGUGCACAAGUUUAACCGAGCUGGAGCCGCACAAACAGACGGCAGCUCAUUUCACACUACAGACUGCGACGGUCAAAGUUUAAGGCGCAAUAGUAUGACCGAGUAAUGUGUCCCAGUAGUAUAUAUACGCUCAACAAAAAUAUAAACGCAACACUUGUUUUUGCUCCCAUUUUUUAUGAGAUGAACUCAAACAUCUAAAACUUUUUCCACAUAUACAAUAUCACCAUUUCUCUCAAGCAUUGUUCACAAAUCUGUCUAAGGGGCCGUUUAUACGAGGACCAUCCUAACAGAAAACGCAAAAGUGGCGUCUUGUCAUUUCACGUUUAGACGAGCGGUUUUGAAGGAAAUCUGCGUAUAUACGGUGACUCUAUAGUGUGUGGAAUUCGAUUGGAUAUGCAUGCCAGGCAGCUGGGUGGCGCUGUGAUAAAACUCUGCCAUGUCUAUGCGCAUGCUUACUAUCUCCCUUUUCGGAUCUCCGCCGCGGUAAAUGUUCAUGAAUGGAAUCUGUACAGAUUCAGUACGUUUGUUGGUACGACUCCUGUAGUGUACAUAGAGCUGCCAGAGUUGCUUGAUGGUCCAAAGGAUGGAAAUAAUCACACAUCUUUGUUUACGUCCUUGUACCGGCCGGCAAACCAAAGCACGUAUGUGACGUAAUCGCGUACGCGACGUGGUCAGAUCUCGGCAAAGUUUUGCGUUUUGCUGUUUAGACGGAAACGUAACGGCGGAGCGUUUUCUACUUUUCCACUCUGGAGGCCGGUUUCAAACUUUUGCGUUUUCAAGCCCCCAAAACGCCGUCCUCGUAUAAACGGUAGGGUGUUUUGUUGAAAUAUUUUGCCGUUUUCACCUGCAAGCGUCCUCGUGUAAACGGCCCCUCAAUCUGUGAUAGUGAGCACUUCUCCUUUGCUGAGAUAAUCCAUCCCACCUCACAGGUGUGCCACAUCAAGAUGCUGAUUAGACACCAUGAUUAGUGCACAGGUGUGCCUUAGACUGCCCACAAUAAAAGGCCACUCUGAAAGGUGCAGUUUUUUUAUGGGGAGGGGGGGGUCCACUCCUCUUCAAAGGCUGUGUGAACUGGUACACGCUGUCGUAUACGCCGAUCCAGAGCAUCCCAAACAUGCUCAAUGGGUGACAUGUCCGGUGAGUAUGCUGGCCAUGCAAGAACUGGGACGUUUUCAGCUUCCAACAAUUGUGUCCAGAUCCUUGCAACAUGGGGCCGUGCAUUAUCCUGCUGCAGCAUGAGGUGAUGUUCUUGGAUGUAUGGCAGAUGAGCUUCCCUGAGACGGUUUGACAGUUUGUGCAGAAAUUCUUUGGUUAUGCAAACCGAUUGUUUCAGCAGCUGUCCGAGUGGCUGGUCUCAGACCAUCUUGGAGGUGAACAUGCUGGAUGUGGAGGUCCUGGGCUGCUGUGGUUACACGUCGUCUGUGGUUGUGAGGCUGGUUGGAUGUACUGCCAAAUUCUCUGAAACGCCUUUGGAGACGGCUUACGGUAGAGAAAUGAACAUUCAAUACAUGAGAAACAGCUCUGGUUGACAUUCCUGCUGUCAGCAUGCCAACUGCACGCUUCCUCAAAUCUUGCAACAUCUGUGGCAUUGUGCUGUGUGAUAAAACUGCACCUUUCAGAGUGGCCUUUUAUUGUGGGCAGUCUAAGGCACACCUGUGCACUAAUCAUGGUGUCUAAUCAGCAUCUUGAUAUGAAACACCUGUGAGGUGGGAUGGAUUAUCUCAGCAAAGGAGAAGUGCUCACUAUCACAGAUUUAGACAGAUUUGUGAACAAUAUUUGAGAGAAAUGGUGAUAUUGUGUAUGUGGAAAAAGUUUUAGAUCUUUGAGUUCAUCUCAUAAAAAAAUGGGAGCAAAAACAAAAGUGUUGCGUUUAUAUUUUUGUUGAGUGUAAAUAUAUGCUGCAUGAAACGGUGCAUACUUUGUGCAGCAGUAGUGUGUACUCUGGGAGGUAAAAAGACAGCAUAUGCAGCCCCAUUCAUAUUUUUUUUGGACUUGCUUCAUUGUAGAAAAAGGAACAGUCCUCUUACCAAACAUUGAAUUUGCACUGAUUUUUGGAUGCAUGCUUGAAUGUUAAAUGUGCAAAUGUCUGAAUGUCUCCAUAUUUAACUGCCUUUGGCUUCAUUCACUCAUUUACUCAUCAGCUUAUUGAAGUUUUAACUUAUAGCAAAAAUGCUACACCCUGCAAUGAAACAGUAUGAUGGUUGUUUUUUUUAAACUUUUUACACUUUGUCAUGCUCAUCGAUUCUGUUUUGCUUUCUGUGCGAAGGUGAACAGAAUGUGAAUGAAUCUGUACUGUGUGUGUGUGACAGAACUUAAAUAUUAUUGCCUUUUCAAUAAACUGACAAACAUCUUUUAUUCGGA